UUUUAAAUCCAAACAACUAAACAUUUAUUAAAAAAGAAAAAAAUGAGUAAAGAAAUGAUGGAUAAAGACAAUGAAAAAGGUGUCCAACGAAAGGAUGAUAAAGACAAGUGGUGUUGGACUCGAUUAGCUGAGGCUAAGAGUAAAAACAAAGGAAAUUGUAAGAAAUUGAUGAGUGAAUGCAUUCAAAUCCUCAUCGAGUCGUGUGUUUCAAUUGUUAUGUUCAUAUGUGAGAAUUUAAUCGGAAUUGUAUUUCUUAUACUAAGCAUCGUAUACCUGAAUGACUGUCCCGUUAGUAAAGUGCUUCCAAUCAGUUUACUGGUAUACGGUAUAUCCAGUCUUGCAAAUGGCAUAAGUAUCCAAAUAGUUCGGUCCAAAUGUCUGAAUAUCAAUGACCCGAAAGACGGUUUUGCGACUUUAACUAAACUCGUGUUUUUUAUUUCAUUAUUUGUAAUGCUAUUCACUUUUAUUAUUGCGGCGAUUGCUGUCUACGGAUCAAUGGAUUUGGUGGUCACAAGAAAUGAGAGUUCAGAAAAUUAUUGCAAUUAUUUUUACUAUUGGUUUGCAUUUGCAUUCAUAACAUUUAUUAUUAUCAUAUGCUUAGUGUUUAUUAUAUGCUUCUGUUGUCUCAUUUGCUUUGUUAUGGCUGAAGUCGACACUCAAGAAGUGCAGAUUGAAAGUCAAACAACACAUGUUGUGGUCAUUCAUGAAACUGAUGAUAAUUAA
Messenger RNA from Oppia nitens, 723 nucleotides. RefSeq lists its product as uncharacterized. NCBI's taxonomy places the organism in Eukaryota, Metazoa, Arthropoda, Arachnida, Sarcoptiformes, Oppiidae. The record is from RefSeq and is a predicted model, not a curated record. Bases 43 to 723 code for a protein of 226 amino acids. The transcript is spliced from 4 exons.